AUGGCUUCCGCUAUAGACUACGAAAUCUCCGGCAUAACCCUCCUCCUAAUCCUCUGGGUCGCCUGGGCAAUGACGACGGAGCGCCGCCACCGCCGCCUCGAGCAGCUCGGCCGCCUCCCGCCGGGCCCCCGCCCGCUCCCGCUCGUCGGCAACAUCUUCCAGCUGGGCUGGGCCCCGCACCGGUCCCUAGCCCGCCACGCACGGGCCCACGGCCCAAUCAUGACGCUCUACCUCGGCUCCAUGUGCACGGUCGUGAUCUCGUCGAAAGAAGCCGCACGCACCAUGUUCAAGAGCUACGACGUGGUGCUGGCGGGACGGAAGAUCUACGAGUCCAUGAAGGGGCCCAAGAGCCGCGACGGGUCCAUCAUCACGGCCCAGUACGGCCCGCACUGGCGCAUGCUCCGCCGCCUCUGCACGGUGGAGUUCUUCGUCGGGCACCGGCUCGACGCCACCCGAGCCGUACGGAGCCGGUGCGUGUGCCGGAUGGUCCGGUUCAUCGACGAGGCGAGGGCCCACGAGCCGGUGGUGGACCUGGGCCGGUUCAUUUUCCUGAUGGCGUUUAAUCUCAUAGGGAACCUCAUGUUCUCGAGGGACCUGCUGGACCCGGAGUCCGAGAGAGGGGCGCGGUUCUUCCACCACGCCGGGAAAGUGAUGGAGUUCGCCGGGAAGCCCAACGUGGCGGAUUUCUUCCCCGUUCUGAGCCGGUUCGACCCGCAGAGGAUCCGGAGGAACACGCAGUUCCACGUGGAGCGGGCGUUCGAGAUCGCUGGGGAGUUUAUCGAGGAGAGGUUGGUGGAGAUGGAGAGGACACGUGGCGACGAGGAGGAGGAGAAGGAGAAGGAUUUCUUGGACGCGUUGUUGGGUUUCCGCGGGGAAGGAGUUGACGAGCCGGCGAAGUUCUCUUCGAGGAUGGUCAACGUUAUUGUCUUUGAGAUGUUCACGGCAGGUACAGACACAACUACGAGCACAUUGGAAUGGGCAAUGGCCGAACUCCUCCACAACCCAGAAAAGCUACACAAGGCCCAAUCCGAGUUAAGAGCCGUAGUUGGCCCAGGGAAGAAACUUGAAGAAGAAGACAUCCCUAGUCUACCAUACCUUAAAGCCAUCAUCAGCGAAACGUUGAGGCUCCAUCCACCAUUGCCCUUCCUCGUCCCGCACAUGGCCAUGCAGCCAUGCAAAAUGCUAGGGUACUACAUCCCCAAAGAGACCCAAAUCCUAGUGAACGUUUGGGCCAUCGGCCGGGACCCGAGCACGUGGCCCGACCCACACGAGUUCAAGCCCGAGAGGUUCUUGGACUCCGACGCGGUGGAUUACAAAGGCCAGCAUUUCGAGUUCUUGCCGUUUGGGUCGGGCCGGAGGAUGUGCCCGGCCCUGCCUCUCGUUUCUCGGGUUUUGCCCCUGGCGUUGGGCUCGUUGUUGAAUGAGUUUGAUUGGGCUCUGCCCGAUGGGCUCGAGGCCCAGGAUUUGGACAUGAGCGAGAGGAUGGGCAUUACCCUUAGGAAGGCUGUUCCGUUGAAAGUGAUACCGAGUAGGAGGUACUAG
Molecule: messenger RNA, 1542 nt
Organism: Linum tenue
Lineage: Eukaryota; Viridiplantae; Streptophyta; Magnoliopsida; Malpighiales; Linaceae
Source: the annotation of a GenBank genome assembly